AUGGACGUUGAUUCAGUUUGCGCCACCCGCAUACUCAUGUAUUUAUUAAAAUGCGAUGAAGUGCAACAUUCAGUAGUGCCUAUUGAAAGUUGGGACUCACUUAAAACUAAAUUAUUCGAAUAUUCAAAAGUCAAAUCUUCUAUUGUUUUAAUCAACUGUGGAAUUAAUAUUGCAUUAACACAACUUUCAAUACCUAAAAUUUGUCACAUUUAUAUUAUUGAUUCGAAAAGGCCAGCAAAUCUUGAGAAUGUAUUCGAACCAUCCAAUAUUCACUUAUUGCUUACUGAAGCAGAUAUCGCAGAAAUGGUCUGUCCCCGUCCUGAAGAAGUUCUAUAUUCGUCUGAUGGAGAUAGUGGAGAAGAAUUGGAUGAUACUUUACAGUCUGCUGAAUCAGUCGCUCGAGACUCUGAGGAUUAUGAACCUAGCCAAAAAAGAAGAAUUAUUGAAAGUAUUGAAACGAGGGAGCUGCGAAAAGCUGCUCGACAAACGAAGAAAAAGGAAGUGCAGAGAAAACUUUGGAAUUAUUAUGAAUGUACGUGGUACGCCGCUUCGAGCUCUAUAUUACUUUUGGAUAUUGCUUGUGAAAUAGGCAAAGCGACUGUGGAUUUAAUGUGGUGUGCUGUGGUUGGCCUAAACAGUCAGUUAAUGGAUCAUAUAAUUUCGCUUGAUCAAUACACGGAAAUUUGCUGUGAUCGCCUUGCUAAUCAUAUACGGAGGUUUUGCACAAAAGGUUCACGUGAAGUGAGAGGAGACGACGUUCUACGGAUUUACUUCGACAAGGAAUUACCUUUGCCGAUGUAUGCGCAUUGGACAUUGAAAUCAACUAUGCAGCAUGAUCAAUACUAUGCUUGUUUGACAAAGCAGUGGCAUCGCAAUGGUGAAUAUGCCUUGAAGGAAUUAUAUUCAAAAUUGGGGCUACUCUCAUUAUUACUGGUUAGGCUUUCUCCAACGGCUACAAAGAUAAGACGUUACCAAGCAGCGCGGUCUGAUGAUAUCAUCGACAGUAAUAGAAGCCCUUCCUUUUUCCAUCGUCUAAGUCCAUAUAUUGCUGGUCCUAUAUGUUCAAAGAUCACUUUGGAAGAAGUUAAUCAAAAUUUCAAUUCACUAAUUCAGAAAAGGAGGCAAGAAAUUUUCGAUAUUAUUGAAAAAGAUAUGGAUAUUGAAUUUGCAACAUUUUUCGCUUGUAUCGGCUAUUCGAUUAGGUAUAAUGCAUGUGAUUUUGCUUGUGUUCUUGCAUGGAGUCUCGAAGCAAAUAUUGAAAAUAAUGCAUGUUACGAUAGGUUUACCGCUACAACAGGAAUCAUAAGUAAAUAUCUCGAGAGUCUUGGCGAUUUAGAAAGAUUAAGGUUGGCCACCAUGAAGUAUAAGGAAGCUACAGAAAAAAUCGCUAAUCAAAUUAAUUAUAUAUUGAAUUUUAGUUUCAUUAUUGCAAUGGGCCCAUAUUACCUCUUGUAUGUGCCAAAGAAUGCAUGCGAUGGUUUAUUGGUCAAUUCGAGGCAUUUUCUUUUCAAAUUCUGUUAUUUUGUUCAAAAUGCUUUCAUUGAACAUCGUCGAGAAAAAAAGUGUUCCUCGCUUCCACUGAUAAUAUCGAUUCCACUUUCUGGAAGUGACGAAGGUUGGCAGCUUGUGACAGGAUUAAUGCCUUAUAGUGUCGUUAAACAAUCGAGUGGAUUAUUGAAAAGUUUUAUUGGGAAAGCUUUUGAAGAAGCUGCCGCAAAUUGUAAACUCAAAGAUAUUCAAUGCAAAUCUUUUGAUUCUACAGUUAUAAGAAUACGUUGCCAACAUCGUCUUAAAUUUUUUGAAGCUCUUCAAAGCGUUUUCGAAAUAAAUGAAGCAGAAUAA
Molecule: messenger RNA, 1842 nt
Organism: Dracunculus medinensis (Guinea worm)
Lineage: Eukaryota; Metazoa; Nematoda; Chromadorea; Rhabditida; Dracunculidae
Source: the annotation of a GenBank genome assembly